UCUGAUUGAUCUAUUAGUUCAAACUCUCCGUCAAGCACUUCCCUAGUUCAGUCUCAAUCUAGAGGUUUUCAAGAAAAUCCCAAUAUGUCCACGCUUUCUUAUUGUAGAUUGGGUUAGCAGCAAUUAUCUGAGCCAAAAGUCCAAGAAUUGCCAAACAUUAGCUGAACCCGGUUCAGGCCAAUUGCCAAGUCAAAAUCCUAUAACAGAAUUAUACAAGAAACAGCUUACCAAACUAAAUUCCAGUCUGAGAACUCAUGUCCAUGGAAAUGGAUUUGUCUUCAUUCUGCUGCUUCUUCAUCUUCCUCUUUCUGUUUGUAAUUCAUCAACCAUCAAAUUGCCAACAAGAUUAUCUUAACAAUACUCAGUUGAACUGCGGUGUAAACCCUUCAAUAUCGAAAGGAUAUCUUUGCAAUGGCAAUGAUCAAGUGCCAUGCCAGUCUUAUAUAACCUUUUUAUCUCUCCCCCCUUAUGACACCCCCAUCUCUAUUGCUUACGUUUUAGGUUCAGAAGCCUCAGAUAUAGCCUUGAUCAACAAUAUAUCAAUCAAAGACAAAAUUCCAUCACAGAAAUUAAUCGUAGUUCCUAUUUCUUGUUCAUGUACAGGUAGUAUAUACCAGCAUAAUACUCCCUACACUAUCAAAAAUCUAACUGAGUCAUAUUUUACAAUUGCAAAUAACACUUAUCAAGGCCUGACUACCUGCCAGGCCUUGACGGGUCAAAACUACUAUGAUCCUGAACACCUUCAGGUAGGAAUGGAGUUGAUGGUUCCAUUAAGGUGUGCUUGUCCGAGUCGAAACCAAACAGCAGAUGGAGUGAUCUCCUUGUUGAUGUAUAUGGUGACAUGGGGAGAUACACUUUCAUCAAUUGGGCAGGCUUUCGGGGCUGAUGCUGCAAGCAUACUAGAAGCCAACAGGUUGUCACAGAACAGCAUAAUAUUUCCUUUUACGCCUAUUUUGGUUCCGCUUAGACGCGAAAGAUGCAUGGCUGAUCCAGAAAAUUUCUUUUGCCAAUGUCCUAAAGGAGGAGUAGGAGGUCUUAACUGCAGACAAGACAGCAAAAAAUUUCCAACCAAACUGAUAAUACUAUUAGGUACUGGCAUUGGCAUGGGAUUACUGUGUUUAUUCCUUUUCAGCUACAAGUUAUUUCACUUCCUAAAGGAAAGAAGAAACAGAAUUCGCAAAGAGAGACUAUUUGAGCAGAAUGGUGGCUUCUUGUUGCAACAAAAACUCUCAUCUUGUGGAGGAGGUAAAAAGGCAAAAUUGUUUACAGCAGAAGAGCUGCAAAGAGCUACCGACAACUAUAACCAAAGUAGAUUUCUUGGUCAGGGAGGAUAUGGAACAGUUUUUAAAGGAAUGCUACCAGAUGGUAGUAUAGUUGCUGUUAAGAGAUCAAAAACGAUUGACAGAACCCAAAUUGCCCAAUUUAUAAAUGAGGUCGUCAUUCUAUCACAGAUAAACCAUAGAAACAUUGUGAAGCUCCUUGGUUGUUGCUUGGAAACUGAGCUUCCAUUACUGGUUUAUGAGUUCAUUCCUAAUGGAAAUCUUUCCAAUCAUAUUCACGAACAAGACCAAGAAUCUUCUUUUCCAUGGGAGCUGCGCUUAAGAAUUGCAAGUGAAGUAGCUGGAGCAGUGGCUUACAUGCAUUCUUCAGCUUCAUCUCCUAUCUUCCAUCGAGAUAUCAAAUCUUCAAACAUACUCCUAGAUGAUAAAUAUAGCGCAAAAGUAUCGGAUUUCGGAACUUCGAGAGCAAUCCCAUUUGACAGAACUCAUCUAACCACUGCAGUACAAGGAACAUUUGGGUACUUCGAUCCUGAAUACUUCCACACAAGCCAAUUCACAGAGAAAAGUGAUGUUUACAGUUUUGGGGUUGUGAUGAUUGAGCUUAUAACAGGGGAAAAGCCUAUUUCCUUCGAUAGAAAUGAAGAUGAGAGAAGCCUUGUUGCGCAUUUCAUUUCAUCGAUGAAGGAGGAUCGCCUUCUUCAAAUACUAGAUCCUCGAGUUGCUAGAGAAGCAAGGAGAGAAGAUAUGCAUGCCAUUGCAAAGCUAGCAACAAGUUGUGUGAGAUUGAAUGGAAAGAAGAGGCCAACAAUGAGAGAAGUAGCUAUGGAGUUGGAUGGAUUAAGGAAGUCAGAAAGAUGCUUGCAGAUUGACCAAGAACUUUCGCUGCUGAGAGAUGACCCAUCAUUCGCUCACCGUGCUGAUGAACCAGGACAAGAAUCAACUGAGGACUACAUUACAUUUUCCUUGGAAAUGGAAUCUACCUCAUUCUAGAUUUCUUUAGCCUUUUGUAUAGUAUUUUUUAUAUUUUACUUUGAUUUCGAUCAUCAUACAUCCUUUGCUUCUAAUAUCAAUUAUUGUAACUCAAUUGAUACUUUGAUAUUGUAACUCAAUUGAUACUGAAGUUAUGGAGCUAAUUGAACAGAAAAAAAGUUACUUAGAGCUGAAUUUGUGUGCUCAUAUAAGAUUAUGCAAAGAAAUUGCACAAAUAGUUUAGGUGUAGAAAAAGAGAUUUGAAAUUGUAUUGAUCUGUGAUGAAAUUACAAAUUAAAAUUCUGAGAUUUACAAUAUGUGAAUGUUCUAUUAUAUACAUGCUGAGUUGCAACGGUCUUUAAGCUACCUAAUGUCUCCCUAUUAAGGGUUAAAGCGACCUGUGAUGACAUGUCUGUACAACUUUCAGCUGUACAGACCUGAGGCCUUACCCUUUGGUCCCUGAAGUCUCUUGUCCGUUGGUCCCUUCGGACAAAGCUUCAAGGUUUAGUUCUUCAACAUUAGGCUUAUCCAAUAUGUUCUGCAAAACAUUUACUAUGGACCAUGAAAUGAACUGUACUAUAGACGCAGGAGCAAGAAAGUGAUAAUUGUAUUUUAGUACAUUUACACUGUAUAAGAUUACAUCAAAGUCCAACUAUAUAUCGUACACAUGAACGAACCUGUUUCUUAGAAGAUAGUGUACAAGGAACUACAUUAGUCUAAAAGUGUAAUACCCUAUUGCUACUUGAUACUCAGAAGAGAUGCACUGAUUCAUCAACUGUGAAGAACUACGAAGUCGGUGGACAAAUGGAGAUUGUCUGCUGAAAAUUCUGCAGAUAUUAGCGUUUCCAAUUGCAGUUUGCCUUCCUUGCCAAAU
Messenger RNA from Ricinus communis (castor bean), 3123 nucleotides. RefSeq names its product wall-associated receptor kinase-like 1. The transcript is spliced from 2 exons. The coding region runs from base 255 to 2270 and encodes 671 amino acids. Gene Ontology annotation, molecular function: ATP binding; protein serine/threonine kinase activity. Gene Ontology annotation, cellular component: plasma membrane. The record is from RefSeq and is a predicted model, not a curated record. Gene Ontology annotation, biological process: cell surface receptor signaling pathway; protein phosphorylation. NCBI's taxonomy places the organism in Eukaryota, Viridiplantae, Streptophyta, Magnoliopsida, Malpighiales, Euphorbiaceae.